Molecule: messenger RNA, 741 nt
Organism: Colletotrichum truncatum
Lineage: Eukaryota; Fungi; Ascomycota; Sordariomycetes; Glomerellales; Glomerellaceae
Product: uracil phosphoribosyltransferase
Source: RefSeq, a predicted model, not a curated record
AUGGGUCUCUCCAACGCUCUUAAAGCCGGCCAGACCGUGAUCGAACUUGGCCGCACCGCCCAGGGCCUAUCCGGCGCCGCAUCCGAACUACGCUCCGCAGACAAAGGCGAACUCGGUCGCCAGGCUGGCCGUCACGUAUUCAACGAGGGCGCCGAGACGGGCAAGACGAUGGGAAAGACAUGGCUCAAGACGUUCGAGGUCGUGCCGCGCCUGGUGUGCCGCGGCCUGCAGUUCCUCUUCGCCCUCAUCGCCUGCGGCUUCUAUGGGAAUCGGGUUCAUGCCGAGGAUAAGGCGGACGAAGGCUUCUCGCCAGAGUGGAUCUUCGCCAUCACCGUGGCCGGCGCUGCUGCCGUCACGGCCGUCCUCUUCGUCGCGGCUACGCCGCUUGGCGCCAUCCCCUUCAUCGGGAGCAAGAUCAAGAUUUUCAAGACAUACCGCGCAUUCGCCUGGGACUUGUUCCUUUUCAUCAUGUGGAUUGCCGUGUUUGGGAUCUUUGCCGGCAUUUUCCUCAAGAGGGACAGUGACGACAAGUACAAGGGCAGCAGCACGGGCCUGAUGAAGACCGCUGUCUGGGUUGACCUUGUGAACGCCAUCCUAUGGCUGGUAUCUGGCGUGUACGGCUGUAUCAAGACGUUCUUGGGUGACAGAGCAGAUCAGUUGUCGGACAAGGUUGGCCAGAAGCUGUUUGAGAAGAAGGCCAAGGCGCCCGCGAAGCAGGCUGAUUACGCCGAGAGCGUUUAA